Messenger RNA from Ostrea edulis (European flat oyster), 954 nucleotides. RefSeq lists its product as uncharacterized. NCBI's taxonomy places the organism in Eukaryota, Metazoa, Mollusca, Bivalvia, Ostreida, Ostreidae. Bases 1 to 954 code for a protein of 317 amino acids. The record is from RefSeq and is a predicted model, not a curated record. The transcript has 2 exons.
AUGAGCAUCACUGCGUAUGAAAUGAGCAUCACUUCGUAUCAACAAAUGAGCAUCACUGCGUAUCAAAUGAGCAUCACUGCGUGUCAACAAAUGAGCACCACUGUGUAUCAACAAAUGAGCACCACUCCGUGUCAACAAAUGAGCACCACUGCGUAUCAACAAAUGAGCACCACUGUGUAUCAACAAAUGAGCACCACUGUGUAUCAACAAAUGAGCACCACUGUGUAUCAACAAAUGAGCACCACUCCGUGUCAACAAAUGAGCACCACUGUGUAUCAACAAAUGAGCACCACUCCGUGUCAACAAAUGAGCACCACUGUGUAUCAACAAAUGAGCAUCACUCCGUGUCAACAAAUGAGCACCACUGUGUAUCAACAAAUGAGCACCACUCCGUGUCAACAAAUGAGCACCACUGUGUAUCAACAAAUGAGCACCACUGUGUAUCAACAAAUGAGCAUCACUGUGUAUCAACAAAUGAGCACCACUGUGUAUCAACAAAUGAGCACCACUGUGUAUCAACAAAUGAGCACCACUGUGUAUCAACAAAUGAGCACCACUCCGUGUCAACAAAUGAGCAUCACUGUGUAUCAACAAAUGAGCACCACUGUGUAUCAACAAAUGAGCACCACUGUGUAUCAACAAAUGAGCACCACUGUGUAUCAACAAAUGAGCAUCACUCCGUGUCAACAAAUGAGCACCACUGCGUAUCAAAUGAGCAUCACUGUGUAUCAACAAAUGAGCAUCACUGCGUAUCAAAUGAGCAUCACUUCGUACAGUAAAGAGUUAGUUACUAGCAACCAGCUACCAGCCACUACCACAAGUAACAAGAUACUAAAACAGAAAGAGUUAGUUACUAGCAACCAGCUACCAGCCACAACCACAAGUAACAAGAUACUAAAACAGAAAGAGUUAGUUACUAGCAACCAGCUACCAGCCACUACCACAAGUAACUAA